ACCCCCCCCACCAAGAGGACCUCGCCCCCCAAGACCCCCCCCACCAAGAGGACCUCGCCCCCCAAGACCCCCCCCACCCAGUGGCCCAAGACCCCCAAGACCCCCCCCACCAAGAGGCCCCAGGCUGGACCAACACCCUCCAGGACCUCUCCUGACCUGCUCCCCCCCGCCAGCUCCAGGGCGAAGACGGAGGCUGAACAGGAAGAGGAUGAGAGGGAACCGCCCCCACCUUCAGCCUCCUGUCCACCCAGGAGGCUGAAGGGGGGGAAGGUGCUCUGAUUUGAGCUCACAGACUAUAUAUAUAUACGCUAAAUGUUAACCUUUAGCUCUUUACCCCAGGUUCUGAUUACAUGGCUUUGACUCAUUACUGUUAUUUGAUGAUAAAAUUAUGUUUUCUAUUUAGUGUACUUUAAAGGAUUCAUCACACUUUUUUGUUAAGAAUUUUCAACAGACAAUAAAUGGUUUUGUACUCCUUGAUGUAAAUAGUUCCCUUUUACACAAAAAGGACUCAAGACAAUGCAAUAUAAUUGGUGUUUCAUUAACAUCUGAGUUAAGCCUACUUAAUCGACCAACUAAGCACUUUAAACUGACUAAUCAAACUACCAAAAACACUUGAAUUGUGCUAUAAGGGCAAAGAUAUUAUUGAUUUUAAAACCGUUCCCUCCCCCCAAAUAAGCAGGGUUAAAAAGCGGGGUUAAAUAAUGUUUUUGUCCUCGGGUUUGUCGUCCUCUCUCUGAAUAUCCCGGUCUACAGCAACGCCAUUUCCGGUCCCAUGUAGCCUACGUCUGUUUAGGGCAGUUAACUGCCUCCGGAACGAGAAGAAUAAGGAAAGGAGAAGAACAACAAAAACGACGGAGACAAGGAGGAUAGAUAUUGAGGUUUGACAAAGAAUUUAAAAUAGCAAUAUCCGAAACACUUGAAGGAAGCGGGUAUCAUUCUGUCGAAAGACCCGCCCUCUCCCGCCGCUAAACCCAUUUAACUAAAGUCCCGCCCUCUGGUGACUCAACGCACAUUUGGAGGAUCUAUUCCCGGGCGGCUAUAUUUUUUACGUAGGAUAAGUCUUGGAUUCUUGCCUCUGAUCGGUUAGAUGGGCCCCCCUUUAGAUCGUGUUUCGAUGAGUCCUAGCUGUUUGUGGGAGUUUAGGGUCAGGGUUAUGGUUAUAGUUAGGGUUAGGGUUAACCCUUACCCUAGCCCUAACCGUAACCAUAACCAAUCGGAAGAGAGCCCUUCUAACCAAUCAGAGGCGAGAAUCCUAGACUUAUCCUACGAAAAAGAAUAUCGCUCCCGGGCGGACCUUCAUGAGCCUGGGCCACGCCCCUCUGACCAGGCUGCGUUCCGAUCUUUGAUCGCUCCGAUAAAUCCUAUCAUCAGGUUAAGACGUCUGCUAGGUAACCACCUGGCUACUGUUUAUUCUCCUGACUUUUUAAAUUCCUCCUGGCACUAAAUCAUCUUCCCUGUGCUUUUUUUAAUGGAUUUAACAUUUUUUUAACCGAAUAAACCGUGACUUUUUAUCCAUUUGAAUUUCGUCUUCUUUUUGGACACCUGUCGGCAUUAUGGAUUACAUGGAUGAACUUUUCCUCACAACACAUGAGUUAAGAUUUCAAACAGAAUUCUAAUAACCACUAAGACACCCGACCAGCCUCUCUCCUCGGACCCGGGAUGGAGCGCCGGCCCCGGCUCUGCUUCCUCUCCACGGGGGGCCCUAACCCGAACCCGGGAUUCGGCUUCCACUUGCGGGGCGAGCGGACCCGGGGCGGCCAGUGGAUCCGGAGGGUCGAGCCCGGGUCGUGUGCCGAGCUCUCGGGGCUGCGAGCGGGCGACCGAGUGGUGGAGGUGAACGGAGAGAACGUGGAGCGGGAGACCCACCACCAGGUGGUGGAUCGUAUCCAGGCGGGUGUGCAUAGGACCCGCCUGCUGGUGAUUGACAGGGAGACCGACGAGUAUCUGCGGAGCCUCAACCUGCCCUGCACCGAGGACCUGGCGGUGGAGAUGGGGACCUUCUCCCCCCGCCCCUCCCCCUCCACCUCCCCCCUCCGCACCGGCCCCGCCUCCCCCAGAGAGCUGCUCAAACACUGGGCCAAACCCCCGGGGGGGCGGGGCGCCCCCUCAGCCAGCCCGCCCCCCCCCCUCCAGCGGCCCCGCCUCCCCCUCAGACCGCCGUCUGUCCACUGGCCCCGCCUCCCCCUCAGACCGCCGUCUGUCCACUGGCCCCGCCUCCCCCUCAGACCGCCGUCUGUCCACUGGCCCCGCCUCCCCCGCAGACCGCCGUCUGUCCACUGGCCCCGCCUCCCCCUCAGACCGCCGUCUGUCCACUGGCCCCGCCUCCCCCGCAGACCGCCGUCUGUCCACUGGCCCCGCCUCCCCCUCAGACCGCCGUCUGUCCACUGGCCCCGCCUCCCCCUCAGACCCCCCCCCCUCCACUGCCCCGCCUCCCCCACCUCCUCUCCUUGGACGGACGCAGAGCGGCCGACCGAGGCGUCGCCACCCCCAGCGCGGGGGGAGGAGGAGGCGGAGCUUGUGCCGCGCCUGUGUCACCUGACCAAGCAGGGGGAGGAGCCCGGCUACGGCUUCAACCUCCACAGCGACAAGAUGCGGCGGGGCCAGUUCGUGGGCUCGGUGGACCCUGGCUCCCCCGCCCAGAGGGCCGACGUCAGGGAGGGGGACCGACUACUGCAGGUGAACGGGGCGAGCGUGGCCGGGCUGCGUCACGCGGAGGUGGUGGCUCUGAUCCAGAAGGGCGGCCGAGAGACGAGGCUGCUGCUGGUCGACCUCGACACCGACGAGCUGUUCCUCAACCUGGGGGUGGAGCCCAGCAGCCAACACCUCCAGGAAGUGUCCGUGGACGGGCCGGUCAGAAGGAGCCCUUCCCGGGCCCCCUCCCCAGCAGCGGCCCUCCCCAGAGCGGAGCCACCAAUCAUCAACAUCACGGUGACCGACUCACCAAUCAAAAGCAGCUCCCCUAAGUCCACGACCAAUGGGAGCUGGGCGUCGCAAUCCUCCCGGAGCUCCACCACCCAAUCAGAGCUCAGCAGCUCGGACAUGAGCAUCCAGGUCCCUGACGAGGACGAGGGGGGGGCCCCGGACCCCUUCCUGGAGCUCGGCCUCCGACUGAGCCCCACCGCAGCCGAGGCCAAAGAGAAGGCUCUGGCCCAGCGGAGCAAGAAGAGAGCGCCCCCUAUGGACUGGGGCAGGAAGUACCAGAUCUUCAGCAACUUCUGAGAGACAUGGAACAGCAACGUGAGGUCCAGAGACACCAUGAGGGCCCCUGUAGACCACCAUGAGGGCCCCUGUAGACCACCAUGAGGGCCCCUGUAGACACCAUGAGGGCCCCUGUAGACACCAUGAGGGCCCCUGUAGACCACCAUGAGGGCCCCUGUAGACACCAUGAGGGCCCCUGUAGACCACCAUGAGGGCCCCUGUAGGCCACCAUGAGGGCCCAUGUAGGCCACCAUGAGGGUCCCUGUAGACCACCAUGAGGGCCCCUGUAGACCACCAUGAGUGUUAGGGCUCCUCUUCCUUUGGAGAGGAGAGUGGAUCAGACUAGCAGGGCUCUCCUUCAUCAACACUGUCACCAAUAAAUCGCUGCGUAAAACAUGCGUCCAGUUGUUUGACAAAACGUGCGAUGGAUCAAUUUGUCUUUGCUUGAAAACGUCAGUACAUGGGGAGUAUAUUAAUGCCCAGGCUCUGUUCCUCCCUACGCACAUCACAGUAGCACAAUGACCUGGAGGAGACCUGAAGAGUUAAUGCUAUGACAACUUCUACACAUGCUUACCCCCAGGAAGGAACAUGAUUUAAUGAUACAGUUCAGGUCCUUUGCUGAAAGUCGGCCGAUACGAUUAUCGUAUCAAAUAAGAGGAUAAUUGGCUCUAAUGGACGUCCAGUCAGUAGGAGGUAGUGUGAGGAGCUCUAGCAGGAGAGGAGACUGUACCAAUGAUAGUCCUCCAUCUUAAGCUUCUGUCCUCAGACCUCCUCACUCUGAACUGAAGGUCUUCACCGUUCUUCUGAUAUCCCCGCUUGCUCUCGCAUGGGCCUCAGAAACAACGACUUCGUCUAGUUUCUUGUAAGGCAGAAAUAAUGCACAAUGUUCCUGUAUGGGCCGGCUGCCUAACAUGUAUAUGCGAAAAACUUGCAAUAGAAAAGUGUUAUAUGUGGUUGGAUUAACAUGAGGAUAUGUUAUAUCAUGGUCAAUAUAGAUCUGGCUCCAAUACAUUCAGACCUCACCUGCAAGGUGUUUUAUGGGAGAAUUGUACACAACCGAAGCCCACGUUUGAUGUCGUCAACCAUGUCCUCAUAACAGACAUGUUGGCUCUGAAGGAGACCCUCUCUCCAGGGCACCGGGGGUUGUUGUACUGGUUCUCCCCAUCACACGGUGAGGGAUCAGAUGAAGAACCGACCAAUCAGAAGACACGAGAGACCGGGAGGAUGAUGGAAGCUCUUCUCAGCCUCCAGCUCCAACGUCAGACGGAUCACCAUAGCAACCACAACACUGGCCCGCCUCCCCCCCCACACACACGCGCAUACGUUUGAGGACUAAAAGCUGCAUAAAGUUUUUAUCUUAACAUAAAUAUAAAUGGUCCAACUAUACGGUCACAACACCGUUCAGCCAUUGUACAUAGAAAUAAGAAAAUAUGGUUGAAUACACCCAAAUUAUUUUAUUUUCAUUGAGCAUUCGCACAGGCAUGAUUGGGCCACACAGUAUCCUUCAUUCUACGAGGUCACCAAAGUGAUCAUGCAAACAGAACCCCUCUCUCCACAACCCUACACGCAAGAUCUAGAAACCAAAACAGACAACAUUCUUCAUCAGGAGCGUGUGAGGAAAGGCUGAAGCUAGAUUGGGGUUAUAGAUUGUGUUUCUCAUCAUUUGAUUUACUCUAUCACAUCUCAAGGAUCACAGUUUUGGUCGGAUCAGAUCACAUUUGUUAUGUGUCCAAAUGUCUACAAAGUAUUAACGAGCACAUCACCGCGAAUCAAUAAAAUAUAUCUAUGUAUAAAUCCCUGUAGACAAGUUAUCGCUAAAAAUCCUCUUCAUAAGUGACUUGAACAAAAAGAUGAAAUCAUCCUCCUAACAUUAUUGAUCGAAAGCUAACAUCAGCUGUGUUGGACGUGUUCUACUCGCUCUUUGGCAAUGGCGCUAGCGCUCCUAUGGCUGAGGUGUUGACGUGUCAAGGGUAAAAUCAUAGGACUAUAAAACACACCACACCAGCUUGCAUAUGUGCACACACACACAGUCAGGUUGACAACAGCGCAUGCACACAAAGUAGGAGGGCAAAACGAAAGCCCUUUUCUAAAUGAAUGUGCAGUCUGCAUGUUGGAUGUUCACAUUCUAACUAGAAAAGAAUAGAAAACAUGCUCCUUGGCAUUACUCAUGCACACUUACACACAUGCAAUUUCUCUCACAGGGAAAUUGACGGACACACACUCACUCACACACCAGUAAUAUGGCAAGGUUAGUCGUUGUAAAAGUGCGGAUUAGUCGCAGUUUCACAAGUUGUUUUUAUUUGCCAUUAAGUAUCGGGAUAACUGCCAGUCAGACACGUAAUAUCACAGCAACACAGCAUGACAAACACGGACGUCAGGGUCAACACAUCUUUUAUGGGUGAGGUUAAAAAAAAUAAUAGUCCAUACAAAAAAUAAAAAAGUGCAAAACAACAGUUACUGAAAAUAGCAUUAAUUGAAAUAUUCUUUUUUGUGUUAAUUGUGCGAUUUUACGUUCACUACAGAAACCAAAAAUCAAUCAGCAGCAGCAAAGGAAAAAAAAGUUAUGGACCAUUUAAAAACGUUAGAAAGAUUGCAAUGAUACAAUCACUGUUCACUUAAGAUAUCAUUAUGGCCUCCAAUGGAUAUCGUUACGCAUGUAGACACACACACACACACACACACACACACACACACACACACACACACACA
Molecule: messenger RNA, 5907 nt
Organism: Gadus morhua (Atlantic cod)
Lineage: Eukaryota; Metazoa; Chordata; Actinopteri; Gadiformes; Gadidae
Gene: nherf2
Product: NHERF family PDZ scaffold protein 2
Biological process (GO): protein localization to plasma membrane
Cellular component (GO): apical plasma membrane
Molecular function (GO): signaling receptor binding; protein-membrane adaptor activity
Source: RefSeq, a predicted model, not a curated record